AUGUUCAAACUGUGUUUAAAUAAGAUUGUGUCAGAAGCAGAAUCUGAAGUGGAGCUUCUGGUAUCCCCAGGAGUACUGAGUAAACACAGAAGGUACCUGCAGGAUCCACUCGUGUCCAUUGAUCUCUCAGAGUGGCUGAGGAUCAAAGAGUUUUUUCUUGAAGGGCUCAAGGUGUAUGGCUCUCUCUUUCACAUCAAUCACGGGAACCCCUUCAACAUGGAGGUGUUGGUGGACUCCUGGCCCGAGUAUCAGAUGGUUAUCAUCCGACCUCAAAAACAGGAGAUGACUGAUGACAUGGAUUCAUACACUAAUGUAUAUCGUAUAUUCUCCAAAGACCCCCAAAAAUCACAAGAAGUUUUGAAAAAUUGUGAGAUCAUAAACUGGAAACAGAAACUCCAAAUCCAAGGUUUUCAAGAAAGUUUAGUUGAGGGGAUAAUAGCGGCUGCAUUUUCAAAUUCAGUGAAGGUAGAGCAUUCGAGAGCACUUCUCUUUAUUUCAGAAGAUAUCCUGAAGCUCCAUGGCUCCAAUAAAAGCAAGCUUGGAAGCUGGGCUGAGACAGGCCACCCAGAUGAUGAAUUGGAGAGCGAAACUCCCAACUUUAAGUAUGCCCAGCUGGAUGUAUCUUAUUCUGGGCUGGUAAAUGACAACUGGAAGCUAGGGAAGAAUAAGAGCAGCCUGCAUUACAUCGAGCACUGUCUAGGAGCCCUGCCAGCAGCCUGUAUGCUGGGCCCAGAGGGGGUACCGGUCUCAUGGAUAACCAUGGACCCUUCUUGUGAAAUAGGAAAGAGCUACAGCAUGGAAAAAUACCGAAGGAGAGGCAACAUGAAACAGCUGAUGGUGCUAUACGUGAAGUAUUUGUGUCAGAAGAAUAUUCCAUUUUAUGGUUCUCUGCUGGAAGAAAAUCAAGGCGCCAUCAGAAUUAGUAGGGCUCUAGGUUUACUUAAGGCCUCCUGUCAGUGGCACCAAUGGACCUGCUACCCACAGAAUCUUGUUCCAUUGUAGACAAUGAAGCUGCUUAGCAAUCUUGGGCAAGUCAUCUAUUAAUAUUAAAGCAGACACCACAGAAUAGCUUUCUUCACUUACAAAUGUUGAUUGGGCAUUUAUGAUAUGGCAGGAACUCUUUCUCACAUAGAGACUUGAU
Messenger RNA from Pongo pygmaeus (Bornean orangutan), 1141 nucleotides. Its product is annotated as putative glycine N-acyltransferase-like protein 1B. Gene Ontology annotation, biological process: L-glutamine metabolic process. The record is from RefSeq and is a predicted model, not a curated record. The transcript is spliced from 7 exons. Bases 1 to 1002 code for a protein of 333 amino acids. Gene Ontology annotation, cellular component: mitochondrion. Gene Ontology annotation, molecular function: L-glutamine N-acyltransferase activity; glycine N-acyltransferase activity. Lineage: Eukaryota; Metazoa; Chordata; Mammalia; Primates; Hominidae.